CGCACAUUCAAAUCAUUUGUCCCAUCUUCCCCUUAGUAUCUGUGUCAGCUGUCAGUCAUUUAGAAAAGCUGUGAUCUAAUCUGCGACUUAUUAUCUGCAGGAGAAGCAGUUUGUGUGUUUAGAGCUCCUUCAAUGGCUUUGUCAUCAGAGAAUUUAUCAAGGAUUCACAUGAUAUGAAUAAAAACAUCUUGGUGGUGUUACAGACGUCAGAGAGACCACAGACAGAGAGCAGUGUCUCCAGCAUCGGACUAUCUGUCUAUGAAGAGUGACCGGUCCAACCGUGAUCCUCCGACCUUCAGUAAUGAACCUGGACCCUCAGACACAAAACGUCAGAGAGACCACAGACAGAGAGCAGUGUCUCCAGCAUCGGACUGUCUGUCUAUGAAGAGUGACCGGUCCAACCGUGAUCCUCCGAACUUCAGUAAUGAACCUGGACCCUCAGACACAAAACGUCAGAGAGACCACAGACAGAGAGCAGUGUCUCCAGCAUCGGACUGUCUGUCUAUGAAGAGUGACCGGUCCAACCGUGAUCCUCCGACCUUCAGUAAUGAACCUGGACCCUCAGACACAAAAGAGCGGAUGAGGAAGAGGAGGAGUGGUGUGUCUGUGGCGGAGCAGCUGUCCUGCUGUUCUUUGUGUCAGAAGGACGUCCUGAAGGAUCCAGUCUCUACCAGCUGUGGACACUGGUUCUGCAGACAGUGUAUCAGCUCAUACUGGGACAAGUCUGCUUCAUCAGGAGACUUCUCCUGUCCUCACUGUGGAAAAAGAUCCAGGACAAGACCUGGACUGCAGACAGACAGUCAGACCAUCACUGUACAAAUGAAUGUUGCUCUCCAGGAGGUUUUACAUGAACAAAAGAUCAGUUUGAAGAGGAGAUGUGAACAUGUGACUGAAGGAACUGAUGAAGCAGGAAGUGAAACCCUCCUCAACAGCAUCUACACUGAGCUCUACAUCACAGAGGGACAGAGUGAAGAGGUUAAUACCCAACAUGAGGUGAGGCAGCUUGAGACAGCUUCCAAGAUGAAGAUCCUCCAUGACACUCCAAUCAAGUGUCACGACGUGUUUAAAGUCUUUACAGCUGAAGAGGAACACAAAAGCUCACCUGUUGAAUCCUCACCUGACAAAAAGAAACACAUCAGAGUCGUUCUGACGAGCGGCAUCGCUGGUGUUGGAAAAACCUUCUCAGUGAAGAAGUUCACUCUGGACUGGACAGAGGGCUUGGAAAACCAAGAUGUCAGUCUGGUGAUUCUGUUUUCAUUCAGGGAGCUCAAUUUGAUCAAAGAUGAGCAGUACAGUCUUCUCAUGCUGAUCCAUGUUUUCCAUCCAACAUUACAGAAGGUCACAGCAGAGAAGCUGGCUGUCUGUAAAGUUUUGUUCAUCUUUGACGGCCUUGAUGAAAGCAGACUUUCAUUAGAUUUCAACAACAUGACGAUCAUGUCUGAUGUCACACAGAAGUCAUCAGUCAACGUGUUGUUGACAAACCUCUUCAUGGGGAAUCUACUUCCCUCGGCUCUCAUCUGGAUAACUUCCCGACCUGCAGCAGCCAAUCAGAUCCCUCCUACAUGUGUUAACAGGGUAACAGAAGUACGAGGCUUCACUGAUGCCCAAAAGGAGGAGUACUUCAGGAGGAAAUUCAGUGAUGAAGAUCUGUCCAGCAGAAUCAUCUCACACAUUAAGACAUCCAGGAGCCUCCAGAUCAUGUGUCACAUCCCAGUCUUCUGCUGGAUCACUGCUACAGUUCUGGAGCACAUGUUGACUACAGACCAGAGAGGAGAGCUGCCCAAGACCCUGACUGACAUGUACUCACACUUCCUGCUGGUUCAGACAAAGAGGAAGAAGCACAAGUAUAAUGAAGGACAUGAGAUGAGUCCACAGGAGCUGACGAAGGCUGACAGGGAAGUUCUUCUGAAGCUGGGGAGGCUGGCGUUUGAACAACUGGAGAAAGGAAACAUCGUGUUCUACCAAGAAGACCUGGAUCAGUGUGGUCUUGAUGUCACAGAGGCCUCAGUGUACUCAGGAUUUUGUACAGAGAUCCUCAAAACAGAGAGUGUGAUCUUCCAGAAAAGAGUCUACAGCUUUGUUCAUCUGAGUGUUCAGGAGUUUCUGGCUGCAGUCUACAUGUACCACUGUUACACCAGCAGCAACACAGAGGUACUGGAGGCCUUCCUGGGGAAACAAUACAGUCACUCAUCCCUGGAUGACUUCCUGAUGAAAGCCAUGGAAAAAUCUCUCAGAAGUGAAAAUGGCCAUCUGGACCUGUUUGCUCGUUUCCUUCAUGGCCUCUCGGUAAAGUCCAAUCAGAGUCUCUUAGGAGGCCUGCUGGGUCAGAAAAAGAACAGUCCAGAAAUCAUUCAGAGAGCCAUCCACAAACUGAAGGAGAAGAGCAUCAACGUGUCUCCUGACAGAAGCAUCAACAUCUUCCACUGUCUGAUGGAGUUGAACGACCGCUCAGUACAUCAGGAGAUCCAAGAGUUCCUGAAGUCAGAGAACAGAUCAGAGAAGAAACUCUCUGAGUUCCACUGCUCAGCUCUGGCCUACAUGCUGCAGAUGUCAGAGGAGCUUCUGGAUGAGUUGGACCUGAAGAAGUACAAUACAUCAGACCAGGGACGACUGAGACUGAUCCCAGCUGUGAGGAACUGCAGAAAGGCUGUGCUUAAGAACUGUGGACUCUCAGAGACUCACUGUGAAGUUGUGGCCUCAGCUCUGAAGUCCAACCCCUCCCAUCUCAGAGAGCUUGACCUGAGUGAAAACUCCAACCUGAAGGACUCAGAAUGGAAGAUUCUGUCUGCUGGACUGGAGAGUCCAAACUGUAGACUGGAGACUCUGAGAUUGGAGAACUGCAGGUUGUCAGAGAUCAGCUGUGCUUCUCUGCUCUCAGCUCUGAAGUCCAACCCCUCCCAUCUGAGAGAGCUGAAUCUGAGUGAAGACCACAGUCGGGACGGUUCAAAAAGGAAUCUGCAGUUUGAUUUUCUGGAGAGUCCAGACUGUAGACUGGAGACUCUGAGAUUGAAGAGCUGCAGGUUGUCAGAGAUCAGCUGUGCUUCUCUGGUCUCAGCUCUGAAGUCCAACCCCUCCCAUCUGAGAGAGCUGGAUCUGAGUGGAAACUACAGUCGGGACGGUUCAGAAAGGAAUCUGCAGUUUGAUUUUCUGAAGAGUCCACACUGUAGACUGGAGACUCUGAGACAGGGCUGCCAGUCAGCAGGAUCUAUAGCUGCUGCCUUGAUGGACUCACAUACUUCAGGAUCUGUUCCAGUUGAUGGUGUCUGCAAGCUGUAGAGUAGUAGAAGUGUCUGUUGUGUCUG
This is a messenger RNA of Thunnus maccoyii (southern bluefin tuna), 3302 nucleotides long. RefSeq names its product NLR family CARD domain-containing protein 3-like. The transcript has 9 exons. The record is from RefSeq and is a predicted model, not a curated record. NCBI's taxonomy places the organism in Eukaryota, Metazoa, Chordata, Actinopteri, Scombriformes, Scombridae. The coding region runs from base 259 to 3276 and encodes 1005 amino acids.